UUUCAAUAUAUCACGUGAUUUUUCUUUUGUAUAAAAUGUUGACGGAAAUUGCCGCCAUAAUGUGUGUUGUCAAAGUUCAACGUAUGUUGUGUUGAGUUUUAUCGAAUGCAAAGCUGGGUUUGUGAACCAUGGACGAUAUGUUGGAGGAGGAAGAUGAACCAAGACUACAUAUGGAUUGUGAGUCACGUGAUUCUGACAAUGAAACUGGAUUGGUUAUUGAGUGUGUAGAUGUGACUGGAGAAACAUCUUCAGUUAAAACACCUGACAGAUUUGAAAUGAAUAUUGAAAAUGAGAAGAUAGAAGUAGUUGUAAACUAUGAUUUUGUUCAGGAUGUAGUGGAUAAACCCACAGAAAUUACCCAGAAUGCUACAUCAAAAGCACAAAAUCCCAUACUGAAAUCAAAAACAAACAGAAAAAAAUCAGAACACACGAGUGAUGAAAAAAAAAAUUAUAAAUGUACGAAGUGUUGUUUUGAAACUAAUGACUACUCCCGUCAUCUUCUUCAUGCAUGUAAGCCAUCAACAAAACAAAACUUUACAAUCACAUACCAUAAAAAUGGCAAUAUAUUUAGCUGCUCUUGUGAUUAUAUAUUUCAUAAAUUAAAAUCUUUCCAUGAACAUCUUGUGUGCCAUAUCAUAGCCAAGCCAUAUAGAUGUUCACAGUGUAAAUCAAUGUUUGUUUCCAGGAAGGAAAUAAAUAAACAUCUAAUAAGUGCUCAUCCACAAACUGAUAAGAAAUUUCAUGUGAAUGGGCUAAAGUUCACAAGUAAUAUGCUAGAAGAAGCAAAAAAAAAAGGCUCAUACACUCACUAUGUCCAGGAGAAUACCAGUAGUGAAGGUUCUAGAUCCAAAAUAUCAAACCAAGUGGCUCCUGAACCCACCAAAGCAUCCAAUAUAAACAUUGUUAUUGAUGAUGAAGAAACAGAAAAUCCAGCAACAUCUAUUGAUGUGGCUGUUAAACCUAUUCCAGUAGGAUUGUUCAGAAAUGUUAAUCACACAGAAAUGUUCAAAUUUGAAUUUACUCCAACUUUUGUGAAGUAUACAUGUACCUUAUGCUCAAAAAAUUGGGAAAAUAAAAAGUUGUUUAGUCUUCAUAUGUGGAUUCAUCAGCAUGAAAAUGCUGUCCGUUGUGACCAGUGUGUAGAGAAAGAAGGCGAGUCGCACAUAACAUGUUCCGUUACUACUAAUUUGUUCCAUACUCUUUCAAAAGUCAGUUAUACAAAAGCUCAAGCAGAAGCGGUUAAGAAAGGAGCAUUAAGAAACAUCACAAUUGAUGAAAUAACCUGUACAGUUGUAGAUAACUGUAAAAUAUAUAAGUGUACUGUUUGUGAUAUAAAUUUUCCUUACAUAAAUGCUUUAAAGUGGCAUGUUUGGCAACAUUCUCACUCUACAAUUAUUUGUUCAGAGUGUCAUAUUAUGAAAUCCUCAGGUACUAAAUAUAUUCUAUGCUCUUCAGUAGAGAAAAUCAUGGAAAAACUAAAUGACAGCGAACAAUCUGAAUGUGUUAAAGGACGUGUAGGAAUAAUGCCUAGUCUUCAGGGUGAAGUAAACAUCACAACAGACAUAGAUGAUAUGACAAAAAAUAAAAGUGACUUUGGUUCUAUUCUGAAAAAUAAGCAAAUUGUAUAUGUAUGUUAUUUGUGUUCUAAGCAAUGGACAGAUAAAGAAAGAUUCUGGCUUCAUGUUUGGACACAUUGUCAUAAUAGUAGAAAGCCAUGUAAUGACUGCAAGAAGAUAGUCAGUUUUCCUGGUAUGUCAUGUUCUGUAGUUGAUAGAAGCAUCGAUUUGUCCUUAUCUGAACAACCAGAAUCUCCACUUCCUGUUUCAAAACCUGCUACUAGCACAUCAUCUGAUAAUAGGAUUACUGGAACUUCUAUACAAUCUAAGCAACAAGACAUGUUAUCAAUUGAAGAAGAUAGUACUGCAUCACAUCCUGUAGAUAAACCAAAAGUGGUACCUGGAACAAAGCACAAACCUAUUGCCGUUGAUGAUGAUGUUAUUGAAAUCGUCAUGGACAAUGCAGAUGAUGGUGAAUCCAAUUACUUUAUACAGCCAACUAAACCCUCGACAUCAGUUCCUUUGAACUUUGCUUCUACUUCAGUUCUUGAUGAAACCGGUCGAAGUACUCAAAACUCAUGUGGACAGACAGUUACAUCAGAGUUCCAUUUUAAAAAUCUUGUCAAUAACAGAUUUCCAUCUGGACUUAGAAGAAAAUUCCUUUCAUCUGAGAAUGUAGCUAGGGCAAUGUCUUCUCUCUAUAAUUUGACUAAAGACAAUUAUCAGUGUCUAAUUUGUAAUACAACAUUUCAUUUGAAUGAUUUAUUAUUUCUUCAUGAACAUUUGGCAGUUAAACAUAUGAAAAUCCCUUUACUUAAAUGUGGACAUUGUGAUUUUAAUGGUAAUAAAGACGGCCAAAUAUCCAACCAUUGCAGAACAAAGCAUCCUGGGAAAAUGAUAAGCAUUCAUGGGUAUGAUAUUGAUAUUUAUGAAUCUGUGUCUCAGUACAUGAAGUUGAUGAAACUAAAACAAAAAAAAACAAAUAUUGCUACAGUGGUUCCUCCUAAAGAUACACAACAGACAUCUUUGUCAGCUUCUGAAGAUGCUCUCCUUGUUAAGUACCAGAGAUUUUGUCAAGUUGUUGAUGAAACUGAACAUGAUCACAUCUUGUGUGUAAAAGGAGAAUCUGCACUGCCCACUGACACAGAAUCUUGUCAAAUUAAUAGGAUUUCAGAAAACCAUGGUAUAGAAGAUGAUGGAAAUAAACAGAGUUCUAAUAUCCAAAUACUAAGCACAUUUUCAUUGGCUCACUUAAAUAGAACCGACAAUAAUAUACUUGGGUCAAACAAUCCUCAUCCUAUUAGACAAGAUACAGCUACCUCCACAUCAAACAUAGAACAACUGUCAAUUAAGAGUGAAUUUUCACAAGGUCACCUGCAUACCUCACAUUUUUCUUAUCAAUUUUAUGCAUGUGGAUCUUGUUCUUAUUCAACAUUGAUUAUGGAAGACCUUCGAAAACAUCUCUUUACACUUCAUGCAUCAGCUAAGCAGUUUCCAUGUAAACAUUGUGGAUUUUUAGGCUUGAGAAUAGAUCAACUUAUGAAACAUUUUGUGUAUCAUACCAACCUGAAUGCACCAUCAAUACCUGUUUUUCAGUGUACACAAACUAACUGUGAAUAUCGUUGUAAUGUUUUAGAUAGCUUUAUAUCUCACAUUGAGAAGCAUGAUAAUGCAACCUUGGAAUGCCAUGAGUGUUUUGCCUCACAAGAUAAUGUAAAUGGGUUACGUCUUCAUUAUGAAGAAAAUCUUCUGUUAAUAAUAAGUUGUCCUCAUUGUACAGCCAUUGCUACAGAUAAACAUACUAUGAUUGAUCAUAUAGGGCAAUGGCAUGAUAGCAUGCCAACAACAUACUCCAUUAUUAAACAACUUGUGUGUAGAGAUCGUCAAAUCUAUGGUUAUACUGAGAAGAAUACUUUGAAAGCCGGGCCAGACAAGGCCCAAAUUGAGAUUGACCGUAAGAUGACUUGCACUAUCAGAAAAGAAGACACUGUUGAAUAUGUAAAUGACAUGACUGAACUCUCAUGUAAGUUGUGUUCUUUUAUAGCAGUUUCAUCAACGGAGAUUUCUUCCCACAUGAACAUACAUACCAACAUACCAGAGGAUAUCAUGGAUUAUCUUUGUCCAUUUUGCAAAUCUGGUUUCACAGAUAAAUACAAGCUUGAGAGUCACCAAAAACAACAUGCUGAGACACAAAUGACAAUAUAUUAUUUCCAGUGUAAAUGUGAUUCAUAUAAAACCAAUGUUUAUCAAAAUAUGUUAGAUCAUAUGCAUGAUGGUAAACAUACAAUUACCACCAACCCAAAAGACAUGUACCAUGUUGAAGAAAUUUCUCUUCAGUCCGGUGUUGUAACAUGUUCUAGUUGUACCUUCAGAAGUGUGUCUCCUAGUAAUCUAGCAAAACAUGUGAAAGCAGCACAUGAAAGUCAAGACAGUUGUGAUUUCCCAUCAGAUAAAGAAAUACAACAGGAGGAAGAAACGCAUAGUGAUGUCUGUGACACUGUUGAGAGAGCAUCUCCUAAACAAAAAGGACAUUUAAAAUCUCCCUUAAGGGUGUAUAAAUGUGCAAACAAGAGCUGUCUUUUCCUUACCAGUAAAUUGGAUAUUCUAAAACUUCAUGCUGUGAGUCAUGAAAGACAAGAACAAGAAAUAUAUGAAACUAAUAAAGAACAGGAUACCACAUUUGCUGAUAUAAACACAUACAAAAAAGACUUUCAUCUGUAUAUCCCUACUGAUGGACCUGAAAACCAGGAGAAUUUGCAUUUACUCACUAAAAGGGUAAAACCGCUUUUUGGAAAAAACGAGAAAACAUUUAAAUGCAAGUUAUGUAAAGUUGAGUUCAAAACUCUGGAUCAAACACUCAGACAUAUUUUACGCCAUCUUAAAAUUGAAUUUCGAUGUCACAUGUGUCAGUUUACUAGCACUUUGUUAUGGAAGUUGACGAAACAUGCCAAAAAACAACAUGCUUGCAAAUUUUUUAACAUUAUAUACUCUGACAAAAUUGAAGAGGCAAUUCACUCUUUAAUGUCCAGUACUAUUCGAUCUGAUGCAAAAAAAAAUGAUAAGUUCCAACCAGAUAAAACAUGUUCGAAGCCAAGUGUCUCAAACUCUGCAAAGACCAGAAGUGGUAUUGAAAUCAACCAAAAGGAAAAAUUUCCCCAAAUAAAGAGAAAAGAGAAUCAUUCUAUAGAGAGUUCAAAGCAAAAAGUCAGACAAUGGAAGAUGAGGAUCACAGAAAAAUUCAACCAGAAAACAAAUGUUAAUAGGAAAAGAAAGAAACCUAAUGAUGCAGAGGAGAAAGAUAAUCACCUGAAUGAUGCAUAUAAUGAUAAUAGACAAGACAAGAAAAGAAAAGUUAUAAACGAUUCACCCAAAAAGAUUAGUGGUUCAACUGUAGGUGAUGUCAAAACAUUUUCUGCAGCAAAACCAUUGAAGGAGGCCAGUAAAGAUGAUGAAACAGAACCAGGCAGCUCUAUUCAAUGGUCUACAACUAUCACCGAUAAAACAAUGUGUUUACUAGGCUCAGAUUAUUUAGAUGAGGGAUUGUCAGCUUUAUAUACUACUGAAAAUAACAAACAUCAAUGUAGAAUAUGUAAAAAUAUGUUCCCAGCUAUAACACGAUACUGGAUUCAUCAUCAUUUAAAUCUCAACCAUCUUAAAAUUGAUCUCUAUCAGUGUGGAUAUUGUGAUAUGCGUGCCAUUGAAAAAUUCAAGAUUCAUCAGCACCUCUCAUCUUGCCAUACAAAAGAUAGUGUGAAAGUAAAGGACAUUGAUUUCAACAUAAACCAUGCAGUUUAUAAUUUUAUCAGAAAAUCUAAUUUGAAUAUAGAAUAUAAACUGAAAAAUGAGUCUGAGAUAAAUACAAGUAUUGCUCCAGAGAAUAUUUAUCCUGAACUAAUCGAUGAUGAUGGCCCCAAGGUGAAGAAACUAUUUCGUUGUGAACAUUGCCAUGAGACUUUCCAAUAUGAGAUUAAAGCUAAGAUGCAUUCUAAUACUGAACAUCCAGAUAUUGAUACCAUAAUAAAACUUGUUUACAAUAAGGCAUCUAUCUCAUCUACCACUUCAGAGUCUGAAGCUAACCAGGUGAAAUCAGUGGAUAAAAGAAAAAAAUCGCCUUCAAUCAAAACAACUAUUUCUAAGAAAGUGAAAACUGUGGAUCACAAUAAAGAUGUAUUUAAAUGUCCACAAUGUAAUUUUACUACUAACGAUUGUAUAGAUACCAUCAAAAUGCAUUUUAAAAGUCACAACUAUGAAGAACUUCUUGAAUGUGGAUACUGUGGUGUUAGGUUUUUCAAUGAAAAGGCUAGUAAAAAACAUCACAGACUAUCACAUCAACUCCAGGUGUACAAAUUCAGCUCACUACCAUUAAAAGAGUUUUUUAAGGUUAUUAAAUCUGAGUCAAGUUCACCUAGUUCACAUACAGUACCUUCAGUAAUAGAUACAAGAAAACCAAAGUUUCAGUGCAUCUACUGUAAAAAGCAAGAACAUAACAAGAAUCUUAUGAAGAUCCACCUUCUCAAUCAUUUACCAGAAUUUCAGAGGUCUGUUGUUUGUUCUGUUUGUUCAUUAACUAUCAAAGAUCCUGUACGAAGAAAAACUCAUUUCCUACAGAUGCACAAAUCAGAUGAAAACAGUAAAGAAUAUCUUCUUGUUGAAAAACGGCUCAAUGAAUUGAUGGAUGAAUGUCAAUAUAGAGAAUUUAUUGAGCAGAAAAAAGAAAUAUUCAAUCAAAAAAGAGCAAUACAGUGUUAUAGCUGUUCUGUAACCUUUGAAAAUUUGUCCGAAUUAAGGAAUCAUUCCCAAAUUGAACACAAACUGUCUUCUAAUAUGUAUAUAUACUGGAAAGAUGCUAUUACUGGUGGAACAUAUAAUUUGCAUGGUUUGAUGAUUGGCUCCAUAGUUGAUCUCCAAAAUAUGGAUGUUGUUUUGUGUAAUCUCUGUGAUUAUCGAUGUAGCAAAAGAUCAGACUUAUUUAAACAUUACAAUAACCACAAUGGUAAGAAAUUGUCCCGAACCGUUGAGUUGCGAUAUCCAGAAUCCCAUGAUAAUGCCACUACAUGUAGUCAUCAGAUGGAUGGAGCAGAUUCCUGUAAGGAUAGUUCCUCACAGUCUAAAUUUAGUUGUUCUGAGUGUCAAGUUUUAAGUUAUAACUUAUACCAGUUUCGAGAACACCUUGGUCAACACCGCAGUACUUUUACAAAGCUUGUUCCAUCGCUGGCUGCCCCAAAAUGCUACAGAUGUCGUAUAUGUAAUUUUAGUAACCCAUCAAAAAAGCGAUUUGAAAAACAUCUUGAGAAGCACACAGAUUUAAAACAGUUUUCAUGUGGAUUCUGUUUAUUUGAAGCUAACCAGAUAACCCCUGUGAAGUUACAUUCUCGAGUAGCUCAUCCUAAUAAAGACAUUUCCAUUGUUGACAAAAAGAUACCUCACCAAGGACAGUUGGUAGACUUUGAUGUGGUAGUUAAGUUGAAGAACUUCUUUGAAAUGACUCCAAAUGAAUUUGAAAAUCUUCUAAAUUCAGCUAAAGUAGGAGAUGUUGAUUUGUCAAGUGUUUCAAUAGAAAUAGCAGCCAAAUUAUUGGCAGCUUAUGAAUAAAGUUAUGAAAUAGUGCUUUCCAGCUUAUUCCCCAUAAAAAUGGACAACAGUAAUAAUCUGUGCUUAUUGAAAGUGAUUGACUUUUUUAUUGUUGUUGUAAAAGAAGUGGAAUUGACAUCUAUUAAUACUUAAUCAGUAAGGUUUUUUAUACGCCAACAUUUUCAUGUGGACAUAUUGUCGUCCCCCCCUGUCCGUCCGUACACAAUUGUUUGUGAACACUCUACAGGUCACAAUUUUUAUCCGAUUUCAAUGAAACAUGAAAUAUAGGUUUAUCACCCUAAGAUCUUGUUUCCUUUGGAUAUUGGCAUGUAUGGGACUGUAACUUCAUGGAUUAUGGCCCCUGAUUGUACGAAAAAUCACGUAUUUAGCUUGUGAACACUGUAGAAAUAACAAUUUUUAUCCGAUUUAGUUUAAACUUGAAAUGUAUGUUUAUAACCCAAAGACCUUGGUUCCUUUCGAUAUUCGCGCAUAUCGGACCAUAACUUCAUGAAUUAUGGCCCCUGAUUGUACGAAAAAUCAUGUUUUUAGCUUGUGGACCCCAUAGAGGUCACAAUUUUUAUCCGAUAAAAAAAACUGUGUGAAUAUUCACUGUUACACCCUAAGAAUGGGUGAGUUCGAAUUUCGUAAAAAUCAGACCGAAACUGACGGACAAAAUGGCUGCGUCUCGUUCGCAAAUAGUGUCAAAAUAUUGCGUAUCAGGGUUUUGGACCCUCUGGAGGACACAAUUUUUAUCUGAUUUUGAUGAAACUUGAAAUGCCUGUUUAUAACCCACAGAUCUCGGUUCCUUUCGAUAUUCGCGAAUACCGGACCAUAACUUCCUGAAUUAUGGCCCCUGAUUGUACGAAAAAUCACGGUUUUAGCUUGUGGACCCCAUAGAGGUCACAAUUUUUAUCCGAUUUACAAAACCGUUUGAAUAUAUCACCAUUACACCCUAAGGAUGUUUGCGUUUGAAUUUCGUACAAAUCGGACUGAAACUGACGGACAAAAUGGCGCGCCCCUCGUUCGAAAAUAUUGUGUAUCAGGGUUGUGAAUCCUCUGGCAGUCACAAUGUUCAUCUGAUUUUGAUGAAAUUUGAAAUGCAUCUUUAUAACCCAAAUAUCUUGGUUCCUUUUUAUUUUCGUGCAUAUCGAAUCGUAACUUCCUGAAUUAUGGCCCCUGAUAGUACGAAAAAUCGCGUUUUUAGCUUGUGGUCCCUCUAGAGGUAACAAUUAUUAUCCAACUAGCAGGAUACCCGGCUUCGCUUGGGGGUCAUAACUCCGAAACCGGAAGUGGUAGACUAACGCCACCUGGCCUAUGUUACUCCCCGGUCCGAGCUACCCCUAUACCCCAAAUUUCAGACUCGGGGCAGACCUAGUGUAGCCGCCAACCCCGAACAGACAGACAAACGACAGUCUCAAAUAUAUAUAUAUAGAUUUAAAAAAACGUUUAUAUAUAUCACUGUUACACCAUUAUGUUUGUUGACUUCGAGUUUUAAUGAAAAUCGGACCAAAAUUGCCAGACAAAAUGGCCGCCCCUCGUACCCAAAUAGUGUAAACAAAGUUGUGGACCCUCUAGAGGCAACAAUUUUGAUCCAAUUUUGAUGAAACUUGAAAUGCAAGUUUAUAACCCAAAGAUCUUGGUACCUUUCAAUAUUCGCGCAUAUCGAAUCGUAACGUCCUAAUUAUGGCCUCUGGUUGUACGAAAAAUAGCGGUUUUAGCUUGUCGUACCUCUAGAGGUCACAAUUAUUAUUCGAUUUAAAAAACGUUCGAAUAUAUCACCGUUACACCAUAAUGUUUGUUGACUUCAAAUUUCGUGAAAAUUGGGCCAAAACUGCUGGACAAAAUGGCCGCCCCUCGAACACAAAUAGUGUAAACAUCUGGUAAAUCAAGGUUGUGAACCCUCUAGAGGUCACAAUUUAAAUCCGAUUUUGAUGAAGUUGAAAUACAUGUUUAUAACCCAAAUAGUGUAAACAUCUGGUAAAUCAAGGUUGUGAACCCUCUAGAGGUCACAAUUUAAAUCCGAUUUUGAUGAAGUUGAAAUACAUGUUUAUAACCCAAAGAUCUUGGUUUCUUUCGAUUGUAUCUUCCUGAAUUAUGGCCCUUGAAUGUAAAAAAAAUCGUGUUUUUAGCUUGUGGUCCCCCUAGAGGUCACAAUUAUUAUUUGAUUUAAAAAAAACGUUCGAAAUUAUCACCAUUACACCGUAACUUCCUGGAUUAUGGCUCCUGAUUGUUCAAAAAAUUCUCUAGAAUUUUUUUUUCCGAUUUUAAAAACCGUUUAAAAUAAAUAUAUAACCAUUCCACCAUAAUGAAGGUUGAAUUCGAAUUUCGGGAAAAUCUAAAUAAAACUGCCCAACAAAAUGGCGGCACUUUGUGCGCAAAUUGUGUAAAAGUAUGCUAUGAAGGUUGUGGACCCUAUAGAGGUCACAAUUUUUAUCCGAUUUUGUUGAAACUUAAAACAUAUCUUUAUAUCCCAAAGAUCUCAGUCCCUUUUGAUAUUUGGGCAUUUCAGACCAUAACUUUCUGGAUUAUUGCCCCUGAUUGUACAAAAAAUCCUGUUUGUUUUUAGCUUGUUUUCUAUCCAUCUCUUGCAAAAUAUGGGCGUAUCCUGCCUGGCAACCGCUGGUUCUUCUUUCAGUAAUAAGAUAUGCUAUUAUAACUAGAAAACUUUUCAUAAAUUUCCACCUUUAUAAGUUCUCCAUUGUUUUUUCCUUUAAUUGAGUGGAUGUAGAUUAUCUGUACUACAUAUACUGUCUUUUAAUUUCACUGAACUUAUUAUUAAUCUAAAAACAUAUA
Messenger RNA from Patella vulgata (common limpet), 9920 nucleotides. RefSeq lists its product as uncharacterized. Gene Ontology annotation, cellular component: nucleus. NCBI's taxonomy places the organism in Eukaryota, Metazoa, Mollusca, Gastropoda, Patellidae. The record is from RefSeq and is a predicted model, not a curated record. The transcript is spliced from 5 exons. Bases 129 to 7148 code for a protein of 2339 amino acids.